Amborella trichopoda is the source of this 988-nucleotide messenger RNA. The record is from RefSeq and is a predicted model, not a curated record. Lineage: Eukaryota; Viridiplantae; Streptophyta; Magnoliopsida; Amborellales; Amborellaceae.
AUGCGUAUCUUGGUAACAUUUCCAUUUACUAUGUUAUUGUUUUACUUAAAAGUUUUACUUGAGAAUAGUCGUGAGAGGUGGUCGGCCAUCGCCACUCAUCUUCCGGGCCGAACUGAUAAUGAAAUCAAAAACUUUUGGAACACCCACCUAAAGAAAAAGCUAAUCCAAAAUGGCUUUGAUCCCAUAACCCAUAGACCGAGAACUGACCUCAAUUUACUCAACAAUCUCCCCCAACUGAUUGCAGCGGCCACCAAUUUGAAUCAAUGGAUGUACCCAUUUGAUCAUGCACUCAGAUUACAAACUGAAGCUGCUUGCUUAGCAAAAAUUCAAUACCUUCAAGGCCUUUUACAAUCCAUGAACAACGUUAUUCCUCAAAACCCAAUCAACAUUUGGGAUCCCAUGGCUUUUUCCAGGCCAUUCCAGUCCAGUGAACCACCAUUGAUGGAUCCAUCACAGCUUGAAAGCUUAGCUUUUUCUCUGGGGCUUUCAACUGAUAGUGCAACUGUGGAUCCCAAUGCUCAUGGGGUCGAAAAUGUCCAAAUUCAAAGUGGUUUUCAUGAUUCUUCAUACUUAAGAAAUGAUACUCAAGAGGAUUCCAUAUUGAAUAGCCUCAAAUUGAUGGGUGAAGAUCAUGUGAAUAGUGGGGAUUGCUCUCAUGCCAGUAAUUUACCAGAGCCUCUGGUAAUGAAUCAGACUGAUACAUCAACCAGUUCAUCCAUGGGUUAUGAGCCAUGGGAGGAGCUCAACCUUGAUUAUCAAACCAGUGAUUUUUACUGGACACCAUUGAACCAAGCUACUUCACCAACAUAUCCUACCGGAUCAUAGCUCUACAAUACAUGGUUCAAAAGCCCAAGUGGACUUGCUUCUUGUACUUCAAAAUGCCUCUUCAUUAAAUUGAGAUUGUUUUGUUUAUUGUGCUUUUGGACUUGAUGUUGUAAAUGGAUGAAUAAAUCAUUGUGUAGAGAGAGAUAUUAAACUUUUUUUUUUU